UAGCAUUAUCAUUAUCAUUAGCAAUAGUACCAAUUUUGAACGCAUUAUUCAUAAAUUAGAAAAUAUGUCAGAUUCAUGCAGCAAACCAGCUAACACAGCUAUGUGUAACAGGCUCACAAUAAGUACACAUUUUGUAAGUGAAAUAUUUCGGAAUUGAGGUGGAUUCAACCUUUUUCUCAGCAGGGUUCCUGCCCCUUCUAAAUCUACAUUCCCCAACCUUCAAAAUCCGUCCCUUAACUCCAACUCGUUCCACGUUGAAUGAAAGUACCAUCGUUUGGAAAAGGAACUAAUGUUGGUUCUAUAUAUCUGACCCUGACAUCGUUCCACCACAAUAUUGAAAUACACAAAUCUGUAUAUCCCGGCUGUGUAUAUCAAUACGGAUAAAUAAUAACACGCAUUCGUUCUCUAACAACCUUUCCGUCUUUCAGUCUGAUUUUGACGAGCAAAGCAAAUCUACAGCUUGGAUUAGGAUUUUACAUCAGGAAAUAACCAAGAAGUUUCCUGAGAUGGAUUUGGCUCAACACAAGGACCGUAUUUCUACCCACCUGGCCCUCUCGUUACCUGAGAUUCUACGCGAGAUAAUGUCCUUCAUCCCUACCAACCAUCUCGUCAACGAAGUGACAUUUGUUUCCAGCCGAUGGGAAGCAGCCGCCAGAGAGCAAAUCGUUUCUCGAAAACGCGUCAUACUCACUCCAGAGAACAUGGCCGCCUACCUGGACGUCAGCAAUGUCCAAACCAAGCGCUACAAACGUGUAACUUUGACAGGUUUUAAUUUCGAAAAUCUUAACUUCCAAGAGAUCUCAGUUUUACAAAAUUUCUCAAUUAACGUCUCCGCUGCAAUUACAGAGUUAAAGCUGGAUUACUUCCCCCAAGUAUCUAUUUGCUCACACAUUUUGACAUUAUUGACGAAUUGCCCUAAUUUAACUUGUCUGCGUUUCUUUCCUAAGUUUUUCGUUCAAUAUGAAACGAAAUCUUUGGAAACCACAAGUUCCACAAAUGCUCUCACCUUUCCCAAAGUUGUGAAGCUCGAAAUCGACUUGAUGUUCUCAAACCGAGGCGAAUUAGUUUCAAUCCCCGACCAGAGAAUUUUCCUUCGAAGUGUUGCACUAUUCCCGAACCUUAAAAUUUUACAAUGUGGAACCCUUCCGAAAAAAAUGGUGGACUAUUUUCUCUCAAAAAAUCGCAUGUCGAUCUACGCAAUCUCACUCCGAUUAGACAAAUUAACUACUCUUAAGAUACUAAGGCCAUCCAUUUCUCUGACCUGUAUAGAGUUGAACGUCGAUAUUUUUAAUAACUCCACCGAUCAUGAUGUAAUUCUUGCUACGUUUGCAGAUAAACUUGAAAGACUAAAAAUUAACUCUGUUUGUAACGUUACCCGGAAUUGUCAUGAUUUACAGAGAAUUUCAGAAAUUCAGCUGCCCGAGACUUUACCAAAAUUAAAAUCUUUCAAAAUUUGCAUAUCCCCAAAUUAUAUGAACUAUUUUGCCACCCCAGAGGUAAUAGUUCCCGUGUUAAAUUUAAAAUUUACCAGAACAGAUUAUCCAUAUUCCACGCAAUUUCCCACGUUGGAAAAAUUAGUGAUUUCGAAACUAUGGAAAGAUGAGAUAUUUUGUAAUGCUAAGAGGCUCAGAGAGGACAUAUUGUUUGGAAUUUGUGCAGGAGUUUUAUAUAAAUAUUUCCUGCAUGGAUGAUGCCUUACAGUGGUAGAUCUUCGUGUCCCAUUACCUCCCGAGAUCAUGGGGACACUUUACUUGCUCAAAAAGUGCCCGUGUUCAACAAAUUCUCGUGAGAACUUAGUUCCUGAAGUGUUAGAUUGCUCUGACAAAAGAAUUGUGACCACGUUUACAAAUUUAAAUCCAAGGUGGGAAAUAUUUGAUGGAUUGGACCCUUAUGAGAACAUAAGUGUUGAUGAUUCUCGGAAUGCGAGAGUGUGUAGUAGGAUGUAAGAAGCGUGUGAUUUGGGUGUAUUAAAUCUAAAUGAUUGAAAAGUGUGGUGGUUUGUGCCAGAGUAUUUUGUGUUGAAUUAUUAAUCAAUACUAUAUACAAUAAUUAUUCGUGAAUAUCCCAAAUUUUUUAUAUCGACUUCAUCCAUGUUAGUAGUUAAUUUUAUAAAAUUUUAUGAAGUUUUUUAGGUUUGUUUAAUCUUAAUUAAUGUAAUUAAUGUGCAUGUAAUUAAUUAACUCCACAUACUUACAUAAUUAUUUACUUGAUAAUAAUCGAUUGUACAUAUAUAUUUCAUUACAACUAAUAUCUGUAUUUAAGUAUAUGUAGUGUGGUUCCGUGGUUGGCGACACGGGCAAGAAUGAUUGAAAUAAUUAAUAUCUUUGCAUAUAAAUAAUAAAAUAAUAAUAAGUUAAAUAAAUGCGUGUAAAGUAAACAUAUCGGAAGUAAGAAUUUAUCCGAAAAUUUUGUAUUGGUAAUUGCGUGAAUUUUGAAUGUUGCCAAUGCUUGAUUGCACCCUGUGAUAGAUAGCUAGAUAAUAGGCUCGUGGGUAUUAAUUCAUCGAAUGCAAAUAUUUAAGUUACAUAAUUUGAGUAAAAUGAAGUUUUACUUAAAUAACAAAUACAUAAAAAAAUUUAGCGUAAUAUUAUGUAAAUUUGCAUAUCUGCAGAUUUAUCUCUCCUACAUAAAGACACAUUGAAUGGUAAGUUGACGCUUUCAACGUAGCAAGGUGCGUCAGGACAGAUACGAGUUUUCGACAUGUACAGGUGGACAAAAAAGAAAAUCUAAAAAUUAAAGGUAUCUAAAAAUAUAUAAAGAUAGCAUCCUAAUUUUCUUUUCCAUUCUAUCGGAUAAACAUGGUGUUUCCAGGAGUUUAAAAAAAUUGAGUAGUCUCAAUAGGCAGAUGUUUCUCACCGGUUUUCUCUCAACCAGGACUAAAAAGUAACUAUCCAGUUAGUUUUUUAACUUUAAAAUUAAACUUUGCCGAUUUUUAGAUUCCGUAAGACCUUUAUUUCGAAAAACACAUCACAAACAUAGCUUACACGAUGCUCCCUUUCGUGGCGCCACGGCCAUCAUUGCGAUCUCCAUCCCCAUACCGGGCAGUGGGCACGAUCUCCGAAGGGUUGUAAGCAUUCAGCCCCUUUUCCCUCUUCCCGCCUCCGAUUGGAGGAAGUGGACGUGGUCGUGGGAAAUUGCGACGUUCUCAGCAAGACUGGGACGCCGACCAACUUUCCCGAGAGACCCCCACAUUUCUGCGUCGAACUGGAAAUUCUGGACAACCUAAAACCUCCAAGUGUAUUUAGCAAAAACCCGCAAGCAAGGACGUGUCCAAUGUACGACGGGCAACGGGAAGUUGAACGGGCAGCGAAUCCUAGAUCUGAAAGGAACUCGAGUUCUCCGUGACCAGUACUUUGUGAGAUUUGGAGCAUUAAACCCGAUCCGGAGGGAAGCGUGAAGUAUGCUUGGGCGGGAAAUAUCAAAUUUCGUAAAAUGAUUGAUGGUAAACCGUUCGUCGUGGUGGAGUAUUUUCGUCCAAAUAAGGGGGCUUCGAGUUAAUGCAACGACAAUAAGGAAGGCAUUGAUUUUUUUCAUUUUGGGAUCUUCCACUUAAUGGAAAUUUUGUAGAAUAAAUGAAGUUUUUGUCUGAUAAUAAUAAACUAUUUUUAAUAUUUUCCUUCAACAAAAACAAAAAGAACUUAUUCUAAAAUAUCCCCAGAUAAAAAUUAGUACACGUUCCCUCACCGCUCUGCAAUCGUGAAAAUGUGGGGUUUGGAAAUUAACACCUCCGUUUUAACGUCUUAAAUUUUGUUUUAAAGAAAGAGCUCCUCAUCCUACAUAUUUAUAUAUAAAAGUUUAACUUGCUACCCAACCACUUUGUAUAUUUUUAGUCUUUCUGUAGCCAGUAAAAAAAAUUAUUAGUCCUUUAUUUAAGUCUCUCACCCGAACCCUAAACAUGCAAUAUCUAAAUCUAAAUUCUAUACAAUGUGCCCGACUAGAAUUGGGAAACCAAAUGUUUGAAGCGCAGGGACAAAAACAAAAACAGUGCAUUUGUGGGUAACUAACUAUUUAGUAAGUGCAUUUACAAAUUUGAGUGCUCAUUCCCUUCCCCGACCCCAACUUUGUAACACGUAAAAAUAAAAGUUGCUCAAAAAAAGGUUAAAAACAUUAAAGGCAAAGUUUUUAAUAACAACAUAAAACAACACUAAAUAAUGUUUUACACCACCUUAGUCUCUACAUUUCUCUUGAUUCUGCCCCAUUUGUUGCGAACCGAAGGGAGGCGUGCGCUUUGGUUGGAACGGAAAACCACUUACAACUGCGCCCCUUGGCGCGAAAUUCGACAAGACGCUCCGAAUUAUGAGCAACUUCCGGUCACGGGAUUGCAGGGGACCUAUCUGGAAAUGGGCUGGAGACCUGUGCACCUCGAAUUUACGGCGGCCCUGGUCCGGAUAAAUGACACUUUUGGGCCUCUCUUCCCCGAUUGCAUUAUCUCCACGACGGACUGGGUUUAUACAGAGAUUCACACGGCAAAGUAUAAAUUUCCCGCAAAGCGGGCGUGGUCCCCAGGUGAGCGCCCGCAGUACGGGGUCGUGAAUGUGUCCGCGGUGCAUUGGUUGGUGAAUGAGGAGGGGCAACAUGCCACGUUCUUUGAGACCAACAUCACCGUGACCAAGAAUGCCACCUUCCCUCACACAAUGGCAACCCUCACCACCGCCACCCCGGGACCGGGCACGAUCUGCAAAGUGUUCCAUGCACCCUUUUUCGACCUGUUCUACCCCCUCGAUCUGGGUGAACUGGACGCGGGUCGUGGUAAAUUGCGAGAUACUCGUCAAGGCCGGGGCGCCCACAAUUUUACUGAGGGGCCACCUCAUUUCUGCGCCGAGCUGGUAACCCUGGACCGGAUCAGUCCUCAAAGUGUGUUUGAUAAAGCGCCGCGGAGCCACGUGUGCGAGAUGUACCAUCCUCCAGUGGAAAUUGAGUGGGGCGCGGAACUUGACGGCCAUCCAAGUACCCAGUGGCCCGUACUUUGUGAGGUUUUGGGCAAUGCGGUAGAUCCCCCCGAGGAGGGAAGCGUGGGGGUGGAGUAUGCGCUGGCGGGAAAUAUAAAAUUUCGUAAAAUGAUAGGUAACAAAGCGUUCGUCGUGGUGGAGCAUUUUAGUCCAAGGGGGCUUCGUGUGAAGAAAACGAUAGGGAUGAAAGGAUAGAUUUUUGAGUUUUUUUGGGGCGUGUUCAAGUUUGUGGAAACUAUGAAAGAAUAAAUACAGUUUUUGUUUAAUAUUAAUAAUACAUAAUAUUUUUGAAAUAAUAAUUUAUUCAUAAAAUAAGUAAAACAAUAUUUUAAUGGAUGUUAUGCAUUACAUGAUAGGUCGAGCAGUAAAUUUGGAU
Messenger RNA from Folsomia candida, 5325 nucleotides. RefSeq lists its product as uncharacterized. NCBI's taxonomy places the organism in Eukaryota, Metazoa, Arthropoda, Collembola, Entomobryomorpha, Isotomidae. The record is from RefSeq and is a predicted model, not a curated record. The coding region runs from base 4152 to 5144 and encodes 330 amino acids. The transcript is spliced from 6 exons.